This is a messenger RNA of Hypomesus transpacificus, 2029 nucleotides long. It is a transcript of the gene pepd, whose product is annotated as peptidase D. The record is from RefSeq and is a predicted model, not a curated record. The coding region runs from base 45 to 1559 and encodes 504 amino acids. The transcript has 15 exons. NCBI's taxonomy places the organism in Eukaryota, Metazoa, Chordata, Actinopteri, Osmeriformes, Osmeridae. Gene Ontology annotation, molecular function: manganese ion binding; metalloaminopeptidase activity.
UCAGCAUUGCUGACAAAAUCACGUGACACAUCCGCCAAACGCACAUGACCACCACUGUCUGUAGAAGUAUCAUGGCGGCACGUCAGGAAUCUGUGUAUUGGCUGGGGAAGGACACUCUAAGGGUGUCAGCAGCUCUGUUUGCUGAGAACCGCAGGCGGCUGUGCCAGGGCCUGAGGGCCAAGGAGGGGCUGCUGCCCAAGUCUGUGGUGCUGCUGCAGGGUGGCGAACAGAAGCAGAGGUACUGCACCGAUACGGACAUACUAUUCAGACAGGAGUCCUUCUUUCACUGGGCGUUUGGUGUGACUGAAGCAGAUUGCUAUGGAGCAAUUGAUGUGGACACAGGAAAGUCUGUUUUGUUUGUUCCCAAGCUUCCGGAAAGCUAUGGAACCUGGAUGGGAGAGAUCUACCCAAGAGAACAUUUCCAGCAGAAGUAUGCAGUGGAUGAAGUGAAGUACACCUGUGAUAUCCCUGAUGCCCUGGCCAACAUGUCAGCAGCCGUCCUUUUAACCCUGAGAGGACAGAACACAGAUAGUGGGAGUAUCUGCCGCGAAGCCUCCUUUGAGGGAAUCAGCCGAUUCCAAGUAAACAACACCGUUCUGCAUCCAGUCAUUGUGGAGUGCCGUCUGAUUAAGACUGAUAUGGAGCUGGAGGUCCUGCGCUACACUAACAGGAUUUCCAGUGAAGCCCAUAAAGAGCUUAUGAAGCAUGUGAAACCUGGCCAGAAAGAGUAUGAGAUGGAGAGUCUGUUCCAGCACUACUGCUACACACGCGGUGGGAUGCGUCACACCUCCUACACCUGCAUCUGUGGGACUGGAAACAACUCCUCAGUUCUGCACUAUGGUCAUGCUGGGGCUGCCAACGACAAGACCAUCAUGGAUGGAGACAUGUGUCUGUUUGACAUGGGUGGAGAGUACUACUGCUACUCCUCCGACAUCACCUGCUCCUUCCCAGCCAAUGGCAAAUUCACUCCAGACCAGAAGGCCAUCUACGAGGCUGUGCUGAAGUCAUCUCGGGACGUCUUGGCUGCUCUCAAGCCAGGGGUGAAGUGGACUGAGAUGCAUCGUCUGGCAGACCGAGUGCACCUGGAGGAGCUUGUGAAGAUUGGCAUCCUGAGUGGCAGCGUGGAGGACAUGCUGAAGGUGCACAUGGGCUCGGUCUUCAUGCCCCAUGGCCUGGGACAUCUGCUGGGCAUCGACGUGCAUGACGUCGGGGGGUACCCAGAGGGGGUGGAGCGUAUCGGCGAGCCUGGCCUGAAGAGCUUGAGGAUGGGCCGUCUGGUGAGGGAGCGCAUGGUCCUGACGGUGGAGCCCGGCAUCUACUUCAUCAACCAUCUCCUGGACCAGGCCCUGGCUAACCAAGCCCAGAACUGCUUCAUCAACAACCAAGUGCUGGCCCGCUUCCGUGGCUUCGGAGGGGUGCGCAUCGAGGAUGACAUUGCAGUGACUGCUAACGGCGUGGAACUGCUUACCUGUGUGCCUCGUACCGUGGAGGAGAUUGAGGCCUUCAUGGCUGACACAAGUAAAUCCUUUAGUCCCGUUGUUGUUAGCGACAAGUUCUGAAGAUCCAAACCCUCAUUCAAUCACCAAGCCAAUCUUACCAGAUACAACAGUGUAUUUUCACUCGCUGACAUGAAAAAAACUUGUCUGAAAAGGAUUCAAAUAAACUUCCUUACAUCACCUUAACCAAAAUCAAUGAUUAAUGAGAUACAUUACGUUUUGUAAAAGAUAAACCUUUCAAUUAAAAGAGGUUUCUGCUCAGUAAAGCAAAACUUUGCUGUAUUACCCAAACAAAUUCAACAUGCAUGUUCAACCUCUUGCUGUAUUUUGCACUCACAACGACUCUUAACACUUUACAGACUUGCUAUGGCCAGAAGUCACCCACAGGCUUGCUAUAAAACAGUGUUUAAGGUCAAUAGUAUUUCAGUGCCUGAUAGAUUGCUUUCUGGCUUUUUAAACAUGUUAUUCUUGGUAUAUGCUUUUUAUAAUUCUCCUUUAACUAUUGAACAAAUUAAACCCUUCGAUUUGCAGUC